UCGAGUUUUGGUCCGUCAUUAACUUGCUCUCCACUACUCAAGCUGCGGCAGCAGCGUCACUCGUUUCAUUCUUCGACUGUAACUAAAACAACUUUACAAGGAUGGAAGACGUGGUAUAUGUAGGCAGCGGAAGGUCAAUCGACAUCGAGCUUGGGGGACAAGAAGUUAUCACCAUCGAUCUUGACAACCUCGAUCCGAACCCGGAAGAUGUAUUGGACCUUUUGAAGGAGGGCCAGUGCAGAGUCUCUGUGUGGACAAAGUUGGCUGGCGAGUACUGGCGAAGGGGCUACCUAGCAGCCGCCGAAAGAAUAGCUCAUUCGGCUAUUGAAUCAUUACAUGCAAACGGAACGACGGCUUCAUCUCCUCCAAUAUACGCACUUCUUGCGAAUAUCCAGAUAGCUCAUGCUCAAAAGGCACCCAAGUUGGUACUUUCAGAAGCUCGCGAGGAUAAACUGACGAAUGUGCGCCCAAAGGAAGAAUAUUACCAGCAAGCUGCCCAGUAUCUCAACACUGGUGAGAGGGCUGCUGCAGAAGGUGGUGAGGCAUUCUUGACUCGAGGGAUACAACAACUCGCGACGAGGUCUAUGGAUGAUGCCAUGCGUUCCUUUGAGGGUGUACUGGCUGAGAAACCCACUAAUGUUGUGGCACUCCUCGGAAAAGCUCGAAUUCUCUAUGCUCGACGGAGUUAUCCUCAAGCGCUCAAACUAUUCCAACAAAUUCUCCAACUCAACCCGCGCUGCAUCCCUGACCCACGCAUUGGUAUCGGACUCUGUCUAUGGGCAAUGGACUAUAAAUCGAAAGCGAAAGCGGCAUGGCAACGAAGUUUAGAAGUUAAUCCAACAGAUUGGCCGGCGCAGCUUUUGCUCGGACUCGAGUCCAUCAACGCUAGUAAGACCGAAAAUCUGAGCGAGAAAGAACGUGCGCAAGCCUUCCUUGCCGGUACAAAAUUCAUAGAGAAGGCUUUCAAUGCCAACCAAAAGAGUGCUGCCGCCGCCAAUGCACUUUGCGAACUCUUCCUCAGGAAGAAUAGCUAUAAACGAGCUUUGAAGCUUGCGGAGCGCACCAUUCAGUUCGCAGAUACCCUUACGUUGCUAACAGAGGGAAACCUCAGAGCUGCUCGAGUGCUACAUGCAGAGGGCUCUCUCAAAGAAGCCACCAAGUAUUACACGACAGCCACAGAUGGCCAACCAAAACACGUUUUAGGCGCCAUCGGCAUGGCACAAAUGCAGAUCCAGAACGACGAGAUAGCUGCAGCGAUCCACACCCUCGAUCUUCUUCUGCAACCUCCAAAUCCUCAGCGUUCCGUUGAAGCAAUGGUCAUGCUCGCUUCCCUCCGCGCACACCCUCGUCCAGGAGUUUCGAGCUCAGACUUUGCUCAAGAAAAAGCUAAAGCCAGGGAACUAUUCGAUCGCGCUAUCAAAGCUCUCGAGCAAGACGACUCACGUACAGCCAAUGGUCACGUCCCGCAACACACAGCCAGUUAUAUCAACGACGAUUUGGAUAUGCAUGUUGAAAUUGCACGGCUUUGGCAAGAAGAGAAUCUGGACCGGACAACACGGGCCCUUAAGGAGGCACUGAGGCUUAGCGAGGCGAACGAACAGAUCGACCCGCGGCUGCUCAAUAAUAUGGGUGCCCUUCAGCAUAUGGAAGGCAACCUAGCAGAGUCACGGGCCUUGUACGAAGACUCACUUACAAAAGCAGCAAGCUUGGGCCCGGAUGUUGGAGAGGGGAUGUCAACAUCGAUGUUAUACAACCUCGCACGGGUGUACGAGGACGGUGGCGACGUUGCAAUGGCGAAGGAAGCAUACGACAAGCUCUUAGCCAGACAUCCUGAGUACGUCGAUGCCAAGGUUCGACAAGCGCAGAUGCUAGCUGAUCUCAAUCAGUCAAAUGAAGCGCACGAUCUCUUAAAACAAGCCAUGGCGUCGCAAAACAACAACCUCAAUCUCCGCGCGUUCUACACCUACUUCCUCAUCCAAAGUAAUCUCCCGAAGCCUGCCAAAGAUUUCGUCUUUGCUACGCUCAAGGACCACGAUAAGCAUGACGUUUAUUCAUUAUGCGCCGCUGGCUGGAUCCAAUAUCACCAAAGCCGGGAAAGUCGAGACCCGAGUCCGAAGGGAUUAGAAGAGCGAAGACGUGGUUUCCAGCGCUCUGCCGAGUUCUACGAUAAAGCGUUGCUCUUAGACCCGCUCUGUGCUUUUGCUGCUCAAGGAUUGGCCAUUGUGACCGCGGAAGAUGCACUCGGGUCCUUUGGAGGUGGUCCAUCUACUUCUGGUGGAGACGAUCCACAAAAGCGAAUGAGGAACGCAAGAGACGCCCUCGACAUUUUUGCCAAGAUAAGGGAAUCCCUCAACGACGGCAGCGUGUACCUGAAUAUGGGGCAUUGCUAUUAUGCUCGAGACGAAUUUGAUCGGGCUAUUGAAAGUUAUGAGACAGCAUCUGUACGAUUUUACAGUGGCCACAAUGUUUCUGUGCUCCUUUGUCUGUGUCGAACGUGGUACGCAAAGGCUAGCAAGGAUCAGUCAUUUGCCCUCCACUUACAACCAAGCGACAAGGCCAUAUUGUACAAUAUCGCCAUGGUUCAACAAAAAUCUGCAGAGCUGCUCUUCGAUCUGGAGUGGGCAAUAUUGCAGGCCGGCCAUGCGCAACGAUUAUUCGCUUCUCUUGCCGCAGACUCUGCCUCCGUUGUACCUUACAGCCGUGAUAUCGCAGACCAACGUAGGAAAUACGGUGAAAGUAUGCUAAGAAGGGGAGACGAGCAUCUAGCGACACAAAAGGAGUUCGAAGCUGAAGCACAAGCGAAACUCGUGGCUGCUAGACUGAGGAGACAAAUGGAGAGGGAUAAGUUGGAGGCUAUUGAGCAAGAAAAAAUCGAGGAACACCGCCGGCAAGCGGAAAAGCUUGCAGAAGAGCGUCGUAAGGCGAGGGAACAAGCUCAGGAAUGGACGAGGGAGGUUCAGAUGGAGAGCGAGGAAGAGCAAGAAGAGAGAAGCGGAGGCAAACUCAAAAAAGCUAUUGAUCAGGAUGUCGACAACGAGCAGCUCUUCAGCGAUGAUGAGGUCGAUAGCAAACCAGCAAAGAAGGACGCUGUUGGAGGACCACGCAAAAAGCAAUAGAAAAGCAAGGAAAUUAUAUCGGACACGGACGAUGAGGAAAUGUCAUGAUAUCGGUAGAGUCUGUCUAUAUUGCUUUAGUUUGUGUUGGGCUCCUGUCGAGCUACGCCUCGCCAUCUUUCUUUGAAGCUCGGAAUCGCUCCGUGUAUAUACAUAUAUCCUGUAUCAUACUAAUCCGAAGUGAACGCCUAUCUUCGUCUCUUCUGUCUUUUAUGUAGCUCAGUUAGUAGCUAGAUUAACAAGAACAAGAAGCCGUAUUUUAGAUGUAGCUUGUUUGUUGUCAGUGUUUAUGUAAUUUAUGCUUAUUACUGUCUGCACCCUUCGUUGACC
Suillus subalutaceus is the source of this 3443-nucleotide messenger RNA. RefSeq lists its product as uncharacterized. The transcript has 18 exons. The coding region runs from base 102 to 3116 and encodes 1004 amino acids. Gene Ontology annotation, cellular component: Cdc73/Paf1 complex. The record is from RefSeq and is a predicted model, not a curated record. Gene Ontology annotation, biological process: regulation of DNA-templated transcription. Gene Ontology annotation, molecular function: RNA polymerase II complex binding. NCBI's taxonomy places the organism in Eukaryota, Fungi, Basidiomycota, Agaricomycetes, Boletales, Suillaceae.